CAGGCCUGUGUCUUGGCCUUCCAGCAUCUCACUUCGGAGCUCCUUUGAGUCCUGGCUAGCUCACACGCAGCAGGGAACCUCUUCAGGGCAAGAUUCGACGGCGUUGUACCUCCUCCCCAGCGGUAUCAUCGCUCCCACAGACAUCAUCCGGUGCGGUCACGCAGGAUCUGAUGUACGCAGACUUCUGAGUCUUUAACCUUUUGGCUCCGAACGGCAGGAUCGAGAUAUAGCUAAGUAACAGAUCUGUGGCGAUACAACCGCCAAUUGGAAAGCAUUGUCGCAUUGCAGGCCGGUUCACCGUGACUCUUUUGGGCUCGCGCUCAAAUAGAAAGUCCGCUGAAGUUAGUUCCAUAAACACCCACACUACUGCAGCCUUCUCUUGCCUGUUCCCGAUCAUCCGCAAGACCCCGCCCACCUAGCCCGCGACUGCUCAGCGCGUGGGCGCGUACUCCUCUCAAGGAGAUUCUAUAUCCUCAAUUUACCCCUUCACUUGCUCAGCUCGUGAGUCCUGACAAGAAGCUGCGAUGGCCACCCCAGGAGACCCCGCCUUGUUGCGGUCCCUCAGCCAGGUGCAGGCUGUCUCUGCCCUAAUCCUCGUCGAAAACUCCGAGCCUAUGGUUUCCUUGUGGCCGGAGCUUCAGAAUGACUAUCUGCCGUCUAUGUUGGCCGCUAUACGUGUAGCACACCCUAUAACACCGAUACGCGUGAUGAUGCUGCAUAGUGGGCUUGUUACUGACCACUCCACAACCUCCCCGACUUCUCACAUCAACUUCAACGAGGUGCCGAAUAUAACCUUCAACUUAGAUCCUAGCAACCGGAUUACGCCUCAGAGUGUGAGGCGUGCAAUUGAGCUCCUUUCUACGCCAGCUCAGCACAGUCAGACUAGCCGUCACCUCAUCAUCGCGGCGGCUUCCAAUCCCAGUAACGGCCCUCCAGGUCGCGCUGGAGCUUCGGAAUGGCAGCUCCUUGGCCAGCGACUCGCCGAGCAUGGAAUCCAAUGCCACGUCAUUAGCAACAUGGUGCCGUGCAGCAUUGGGUUUUCCCAGCUUUUCUUCAUGAACCUACGGCUCCAGAAUCACCAGAAAGUUGAGCCGUGGUUCCAUGUCGAUCAUACGCGGUACACGUUCCUUUUGUCAUCUUCCAACUUUGGGCAGCAUAGCGCGAUGCCCAUCUCCCUGACUUCCCAAGGACUCGGAAAUGCCCCAUCGUCUGCCAGGUCAGGCGCUCAUCCGCUCCAAAUCCAGUCGACCCUGCCGUCAGCCUCCCGCUCACCUUCGCCGCCUUACGAAGAACCGAUCCCAUCUCUCGUUAAGGAACUUCAGAAAGUGCAUGGCAUCUCCAAGAAAAAGGUUCACAGGUCGUCUAGUAAAUCCAAGGCGGCCUCAACAUCUCGAGGCGCUCGCGAGAGGUAUCGCAGUGAUGUACCUUCACUCACGGUACCGUCCAGCGUCCCGUCUGCAAGCAGUGCUCCUCCCCCGGAGACGGACCGGUCCAAUCGAUCUCUGGCUGAUCGGCGCAAACGAUCGCGGCACGACAACCACGCUGCCUCUGAUCAGCCAACUAGGGCCGUCACCAUGCCCCAAGGUCAAGGGGCCGAGCGGGUGCACCAAUCACCCGGAACUGAGUCCUCGCCGUCGUGCAGCUCCGCGACUUUGUCUCCUGGCUCGUCCGGGUCCCGCACGACGUCCUCCCCAGCUGUUCCUAUUCAACUCGACUCCACCUAUUAUGUGGCAGCCCCACAUUUGACUAGUCAGGCUACGACAACGUCCAUCGAUAACCGGGCUUACGCCCAGCAGCCGCCCGUCGCACCGUCUCUGGCCUCUUCGAGCCUCGCCUCAGCCUUGGGGCCCCUGCCAGCGGUACUAUCGCCUACCGCUACCGUGCCUGUCACCUCAGCAGGUACCGACACGACCACUCCUGCAGGGUCGUACGCGCAAUGGGAUUCCUCCGUGCCAUUCGAACCGUCGGCACCGUCAAGCUCAAUGGGUGCUAUGUCUGGGAAAUACCGGCUCGAUAGCAUGGUGGCACCGUCGCAUAGCACUGCCUCUCGAGCCGCAGACUCCGGAGACGUCCCCUUUCUCCUGUCGCCAGAGUACGAGGCUGAGACGGCAGCCAAGCUUCAAGCGGCACUCGCGUCAUCACAUCCGCCUCCCAUUGGCACGGGCUCAAACGACGUUACGUUAACGACGUCAACGGCGACCACAAGUGUGACGCGAGAAUAUACCACCACCACACCAGCACCCGGAUUUGUCGAAGCGCAAAGUGGAGCUUACGCGCAUGUGCCUCCCCAUACCCAAGGCCGCGGCUACCCGCCGCUGGAGUUCGAGGAUAUGCCCGUGAUUCCAGCGUAUACGUAUAUCCAACCAACCCCUAUUGAUCUGCCCGGAUCCUACGGCCCAUACGGGACCCACAGCGGCGAGGGCCUCGCAGGUGACGACUUCGCGGACUCCGAGCAGUACUGCGACAACGUGGACGCAGCCUACCCGGUCGCACCGCGGUCGAUGACGGCGUUCGGCCCCACUAGUUCCUCCCUGCACGGCUGGGCGGGCUAAUCCCGUCCUUUUCGCCGACCUAAAACUCUGACGCCACAUGUCCUCAUCUCCAUGCGGCUAAUGCGUACCCGCUGACACUCUCCGCAGGACGCGAGAAUAAUGCUACGAUUAUGAACGACGGAAAAGAAGAGAAGCCCGCCCGCCCGUGUUGUCCCACCACCCACGACAUUUCCACGUUUUUUUCUUCUGCUGCCGUCGCUGGGCUGGCUGAUUACGUCUUCCUUCGUUCGGGCUCUGUCUGUAUCCAAACUUUUCCUCCACCCGCCCUAUGACGGCUUCGGGAUCUGUCAUCGUCGUGUAUCAUUGUGUAUGCUUUUUUGUUUUUGCUUGCUUCUAGUUAACCUUGGAAUUCUUCUUCUUCAUUUCUGACGUGGCAUGCUGUCUUUCGGCGGGGAUCAUUCGUGCACGGGACUUUGUAGACACGGACGUAUGAUAUCAUCGCAUCACAUAUCUCCUCUAAUCUCCGAGCAUACCGAAGUACUGCUGUGCGAUUUUUUGUUAUCUUUCCUUUCGCGGCGCUCUCGCGUUCUCUUCCUUGCGUUACCAUCCUCUCAUGCUAUGCGCUUAUGCUGUGAUGUAUGUACGUUACUCAUGUACGCACAAUCUCCAUCCCCCACACUGGGCCCUGUACCUCCC
Molecule: messenger RNA, 3188 nt
Organism: Coniophora puteana RWD-64-598 SS2
Lineage: Eukaryota; Fungi; Basidiomycota; Agaricomycetes; Boletales; Coniophoraceae
Exons: 8
Coding region: 525-2552 (675 amino acids)
Source: RefSeq, a predicted model, not a curated record